AAACAGAGAGUGAUCUCCUUCUUAUUAGUUGUCCUGUCGCAAUGUCUUCAUCGUUUUUCUCGGGAUUAUAUCAUUUGUUCCAGAGCUUCAGGGGAGCCAACAACACCUUCCUCACAGACCAGCACGUCCCCGGUGCCGACUUGAGAGGAAAAUGGAUCGUUAUAUCUGGAUCCAAUAACGGCGUGGGAUUUGAAGCGGCAAAGUCCUUCGCAGCUUGGGGAGGGAACCUGAUCCUCGCCUGCCGCGAGCCGCCCGCGUGGGAGCUGCAUCCCAUGGCCGCUGUGAAAGAAUGCAAAGACCUGGCCGAGGCGCGGGGCCAUUCGUCGACUAUCGAAUGGUGGGAGGUUAACAUGGCAGAUCUCAGCAGCGUCGAGGCCUUCUGUCGAAAAUGGCUGGGAAGCGGUCGCGCUCUAGACAUACUCUGCAACAAUGCAGGGCUAGGGACUACCUCGAAAACCCGCAUGACCAAGGACGGAUUCCAGUUGGUUCACCAGGUAAAUCUCUUAUCCCAUGUGCUGCUGACCCUCCGACUUCUGCCAUCUCUGGCUCGCAGUGCAAGUCCUCGGAUCAUUUGCACAACUUCAAGCAUUCACCACCUCGGAGCCUUCGAUCUUGACCACUUCAACUGUGGUCCGGAGAUGAAGGGCGGCGAUUAUAUAAACAACAAGCUUUACUUCCAGAUGUGGAUUGCUGAACUACAGUCUCGAUUCCUCAAGCACCCUGAGUAUCUCCACAUCACGAUCAAUGGGGUGAAUCCCGGCUUUGUUGCUUCAGGCAUCUGGACCGGCAUCAGUGACACGGGCGACACUACGAGCCGGCUUCUCAAGUUCCUUCUGCCCUACAUCUCUAUUACGCCACAACAGGGUAGCUUGGCAAUCAGCUACGUAGCCACCAGCCCAGAGUUUGGACCAGACCUCAAGGUGCAAAAUGUCGGCGCGUCAAAUGGGCGGGGCGGAGGGAAAUAUAUCAAUCGCAUAUGGGAAGCACCGUCGCACUGCUACUGUAAGGAUCCGGAUGCUCGCUCGAGAUUGUGGAUCAAAUUGGACGAGGAGCUCCAUCUCCAACAAAAGGGUCUUCUAACGAUUCUGGGUCUUUGACACAACGAAUCAUUGCCGCUAUAAAUAUUAACACUUAUUGGAGUCUUUUUCUUGGCGUGCCCCAGGCACACUGCCUGUGCUCUGGGUGCAGCGAUUGGGCCAAUUGCCCACAGAUAACCCUUCCGUAACUGUAGCCUUUGGGACUUAGUCCCAUCAUCUUCACCAAUACAAACCUCUUGCCUGUAUUGCCCACAAUUUUCUUCUUGG
Pseudomassariella vexata is the source of this 1304-nucleotide messenger RNA. RefSeq lists its product as uncharacterized. Lineage: Eukaryota; Fungi; Ascomycota; Sordariomycetes; Amphisphaeriales; Pseudomassariaceae. The transcript has 2 exons. The record is from RefSeq and is a predicted model, not a curated record. Bases 42 to 1097 code for a protein of 351 amino acids.